This is a messenger RNA of Varanus komodoensis (Komodo dragon), 540 nucleotides long. RefSeq names its product olfactory receptor 5F1-like. Gene Ontology annotation, cellular component: membrane. Gene Ontology annotation, biological process: G protein-coupled receptor signaling pathway; sensory perception of smell. Gene Ontology annotation, molecular function: odorant binding; olfactory receptor activity; G protein-coupled receptor activity. The transcript is spliced from 2 exons. Bases 1 to 540 code for a protein of 179 amino acids. The record is from RefSeq and is a predicted model, not a curated record. NCBI's taxonomy places the organism in Eukaryota, Metazoa, Chordata, Lepidosauria, Squamata, Varanidae.
AUGUCUUCAGAGAACAGCAAUACAGUAUCAGAAUUUGUCUUCUUGGGAUAUCCAGAUCAGCCAGAAUGGAAGAUUCCCAUUUUCUCGUUGUUCCUACUGAUCUACGUUAUCACUGUGGUGGGCAACCUUGGAAUGAUUUUACUGAUCUGGUUAGACACUCAGCUUCAUACCCCCAUGUACUUUUUCCUCAGUAAUUUGGCCCUCCUAGAUUUUUGCUAUGCAUCUAACAUCACCCCCAGAGCACUGGGAAAUCUUCUGUCACACAGGAAAGCCAUUUCCUUCCUGGGGUGCUUCCUCCAAAUGUAUUUCUUUGUUGCUCUUGUAACGACGGAAUGCAUCCUUUUUGGGCUGAUGGCCUACGACCGUUACGUGGCCAUCUGCAACCCGUUGCUCUAUCCAUCUGUCAUGUCCCAUGCCCAGUGCAUCAAGAUGGCAGGUGGGGCCUUCACAGCUGGCUUCCUGAACUCGCUUAUCCAUACCACUUUGGUGGGCACUUUGUCUUUCUGCAAGUCCAAUGAAAUCAACCACUUCUUCUGUUGA